Messenger RNA from Anguilla rostrata (American eel), 4219 nucleotides. RefSeq names its product LSM14A mRNA processing body assembly factor b (gene lsm14ab). Gene Ontology annotation, biological process: cytoplasmic stress granule assembly; P-body assembly. The record is from RefSeq and is a predicted model, not a curated record. Gene Ontology annotation, molecular function: mRNA binding. Gene Ontology annotation, cellular component: P-body. Lineage: Eukaryota; Metazoa; Chordata; Actinopteri; Anguilliformes; Anguillidae. The coding region runs from base 197 to 1585 and encodes 462 amino acids. The transcript is spliced from 10 exons.
UUCCCAUUACCCCCCGCGGCUCGUGCGAAGAAAAAUGAAGGCGGCCAUGUUGUAGCAGCAGUCCAAAAGAAGGAGAAAGAAACCGAGCGAGUAGAGGGAAAGAGUAGUAAGAGAAGACCGAGUCUUCGCUCGACACCAGAAGAAGGAGACCUUUAAUACACAUUUCAUUUAGUCAAAACGCCAAGCCGGAGACAUCAUGAGCGGGGGGACUCCAUAUAUCGGGAGUAAAAUUAGCCUUAUUUCCAAGGCCGAGAUUCGCUACGAAGGGAUCUUGUACACUAUUGAUACCGAAAAUUCUACCGUCGCACUCGCUAAAGUGCGCUCCUUUGGCACUGAAGACCGCCCCACUGACCGGCCCAUCCCACCACGAGAUGAGGUGUUUGAAUACAUCAUCUUCCGGGGGAGUGACAUCAAAGACCUCACUGUCUGUGAGCCUCCCAAACCAACAUGCUCUCUUCCACAGGACCCUGCCAUCGUCCAGUCAUCUAUUGGGUCCACCCCAGCAGCAGCAGCAGCGUCAUUCCAGUCUGUAGGCUCGUACGGCCCCUUCAGCCGGGUCCCCGUGCCCUCCUACAGCCAGUUCAGCGCCAGCCCCCUGGUGCCCCAGCAAUUCGGGGCUGUCGGUGUUGGCCGCACUAGUCCCUCCCUGGAUGCUCUGAGGAAGAGCCCUACGCUGGAGCAGGCGGUGCAGACCACCCCCUCGGCCGCCCCCGCCCCCCCUGUGCAUGUCGGGCGGAGGAGUCCCACCGCAGCCCGGCCCGCCACAGCCGGCAGCCAAAAGCCCCCAGACGUCCCCGAUCAGAGGAGGGGUAAGGCCUGGGCUGAGCUCCACUCAGCUGUGCACUGCGCUACAGGUCCCGAUGCCCAGAAACUGCCCAGACCAGAGUCUGAGCCAGGCAGGGGUGAGAACAGGGAUGCAAAUAAACGACAAGCAGCAGGGGCUCCACCUGCCCGGCGGGGCCGCGGAGGGGGACACCGUGGCAGAGGCCGCUUUGCCGUGCGCAGAGACGGACCCAUGAAGUUUGAGAAGGACUUUGACUUUGAGAGCGCCAAUGCUCAGUUCAAUAAGGAAGAGAUCGACAGAGAGUUCCAGAACAAGCUCAAACUGAAAGACGACAAGCCGGAGAAGCCCGAGAAGGCGGUGAAUGGGGAGGAUAAGGGCGACUCGGGGGUGGAGACCCAGAACAGCGAAGGGAACGCAGAAGAAGAGGAUCCCCUGGGACCCAACUGCUAUUAUGACAAGUCCAAGUCCUUCUUUGAUAACAUCUCCUGCGAUGAUACCAGGAAAGCUGCAGAAAAAUCUGGUGUUUCAGCAUUCCCAAGGGAACGGAGGCAGACCUGGGCGGAGGAGAGGCGGAUGAACGCCGAGACGUUCGGCAUCCCGCUACGCCACAACCGGGGCCGCGGCGGCUUCCGGGGGCGAGGGGGAGGGUUCCGCGGCGGGCGUGGCCGUUCGGCGAGCCGGGGGUCCUUCGGGCCCCCGCGCGGAGGCCCCCCCGGCUUCAGGGGCGGGUUCAGGGGAGGCCGGGGCGGCAGGGAGUUCUCAGACUUCGAAUACAGGAAGGAUAACAAAGUGGCUGCAUAGUAUACAUGGAGGAUGGAUCCAAUCAGAAAUGUAGCUCCUCGUGGUCCAGAAAAUGUUGUUUUUGAUUUCAACUUGUGACAGAAAGAAUGAAGAAAUGUACUUGCUGUAUAUUUGUCACCAGCACUGGGGUAGACUGCUUGUAUUCAGAGGGUGUGAAUGCAGUUUUGUUUCCUCUUUCAAAAAAAAAAAAGCAAAGAAUUAUAAUGCGACCUUAAAACUUUAUUUGAAAUAUAAGCAGUUGGAGAUCUUGUAUAUGAUUACCAUACUUCAGUGGGACUAUUCAGUAUUUUUGCAUUGAUAUUUGAGUUUCUUACUAAACUUGUAUUUGAUAAUGUACUGUUAGGUGUAAAGAGAAGCGCAGAAUCCCGCUGAAACUGUGAGAGUACUAUGAUCACUGAAAUAGCUUUAUUUUUCGGAUAUAUCCUGUAAUGUACCUUUAGAUGCACCAAAUUCCUGUACAGAGCCAGUUGAAUCAGUUACAGCUUUCUACUUUACAUAUGUUUUUUUUUUCUACUGCACAUAUCUUGAUAGUUGGCAGUCCCACCUUUCAGCACCCUGCUGGGUUUUAGGCUUCCUUGUCUGGAAUACUUCCUCUACUUGGCAGUUUAGUUGUUCUUGGAUAUAUCAGUCCAUUAUUGUUAAGACAGCUUGGAUUUGGGCAUACUAGCAAUUAGAUUCUACACAAGUGUGGAGCUGAUAUAGAGCUUACAUAGAGCUGUUAGUGCAAGACUUCAGAGCUUUGCCCUCCUUUUGGUUUGAUGUUGUUUCGUUGGAAAUCUCUGCAAAGACCCAUUCACACAGGAAAUUGGAACAUGACGUAUUAGUUAAGUUAAACGUGCAGACCGAUUUGUAUUUACCAGGGUUUUCACAAAAGCAGCCAAUGAAUAAUCUAGCACAGGUACUAUAAUUUCGCAGUGCUUGAUUUGAAGUUAGGUCACAUUGUGUGUAUCUGUGGCUACUCAUGCUGGAAGCUUAACCAGCUCAUUGGUACAUCAGAACUGCAAUCUAUUUCUUAUGGAGAAUUAUGCAAUAUGUGCAUGGUUGCUUCAUUAAUGCAGGGGCAGUAUCUUGUCCCUGUUGGCAACAUACAAUUUGCUAUAAGUUGAGCUUGUUCUCAUCUCUGCUGGACAUGGAGAGUACACUUGUGUAGCUGACCGGUAAUUCUGAAAUGAGUAGCAGAGUUGGCUUGAGUUAAUGACCUCACAUUCUGUUUUUUCCCGAAAAAGUUGUCUAAAGUACUUACUCAGGAAGAAGACUAAACACUGCUAGAGAUUUGAUUUGGUCGAAAAUGUGUUUCAUUGCACUUUAAUGAAUUGUGAAAAGCCAGGUGGUAAUUUAACCCUUUAGAAUAUAGCCUAAGGUUGUCAGUGGCAUUAUAUGUUGUAGUAGGUAUUAGACUGUAGCUGCAAAUAUGUGGUAAUCUUAUUUUGUCAGAUCUGAUAUGUACCCUGUGUGAAUGGGCCUUUGAAACAGUAGUUAAUCUGCAAAGGACUUGUAAGGCUUUACGUUUAAAAUUUAAUAUUAGUGAUGUAUGUUUUUUUUUUUUUUUUUUUUGGUUUGUUUCCUGAAAUUUACUAUAAUAGCAAUUGUCCAUGGUACAAUGAGAUGUCAGAUGCUGCAGUAAAGUAACCGGACUUCAAAAGUUUGUUUUCCCCUUUGCAUGCAUAGAAAGGCCUCAGGGACAUGACAGGAUUUUUCCCCAAAUAAGAAGGGUUCAGGUGGGCUACAAGCGUGAACAUUAAACCAGUUUGAAUUUGGAGGAAACUUGAUAUUCAUUUCAAUUUGGCAUCGGAAUGUGCUGAUUUGUCAUUUUCAACAUUCGGAGGCCCUGUAAGUGAUCAGUGUUCUCACAAUACUACAGAGUGUACAUGUACUAGUCAUUUGCUGUGAAUGUUUCCCCAUUACUUACGGAGAUAUGGCUAUUAUCAAAUGCUACGGGGAAGUAAAUUGGGCAUUCUUUCAGCACAGCCUGUUGAGGUGGUGAGAUGUCCGGAAAGAGUUCUGCAGUGAUUGGAUUUUUUAACGAUGCAUUGUUGCUUACAAUGACUGGAACAAAGGGAUCCGAAUAUUCGGAAGGGGGAAGGGGGUUCAGAUUUGUUCCAAAUGUUCUCAAGUUUGUGUAUGUUUUUGGGAAAGGGGGGAAAUAAAGAAUUGUGGUGCGCUGCUCAUCAUAAAAGUUGAAUCAGGAUAGAUAAAUUAGAAGACAAAUCUUACUUGCGCAGUUUUAAAGCACUACAAGAUGAUAAAUAGGGCAGCUAGUGAGGUGUACAGUAGUGAAAUAUGUACAGCCUGACUGGACGUUGGUAGUUAACUCAGAACACUGCCUGGUAGUUGUGCCUCAUGAGAAUCCACAAAAUCAUGACACCGAACAACUUGGAUGUUGCUUGAAUAGCCAGAUCCCCAAUUGUGUUGCAAUAACUGUUACUGAAAUGUCCCAUGCUAAUUUUAGAUAAAGAAAUUGUACAUACUACCAAAAUGCUAUAUUCUGUGAGGGUUUAAUUAUAUUAGUUACUCCUAAUCUCUGGGUCACUAUCCAGAUGUUUUGUUCCAAAACAGGAAAUUUAACAGCAUGAUGUACUUUCAGUGUGACGGGGGUUUUUAUUCAAAGCAAGGAAUAAACAGUUGUUCAAUAAA